GCAUGUGCCAGCAUGUGCACGUGCCCAUGCUUGUGUGCGCGCGUGCCCGCGGGGCAGUUCGCUCCUGUUUGCCCUGCAGCGGCGGCUCAGUCUUGAAGUCGCCUGGCAGACUUAUCAGCGCGGCGCGCACUUCCUGGUUCUGUUCGCCGGAGAGUCUUGACUUUCUCACCCAGGGAGGCAGCGAGCCGCCCCGCCGCGUGGAAGCGCCGCGUCCCGCACAGUCCACGCAGGACCCGGACCUGCUGCACACACUCUGCCCGGGAAAGUUUCUGGAAACCGGUUCGCGUUUUUGUUUUCAUGCAGAACCCGGCAGCGGGUUCGAGGAGCAGCUGCUGAACCUUUGAGUCCAGCGGACCCGGGACCGGAGAGCCGGCAGGCCGGCGCAGGGAGCCCCAUCUGCGGCUCCACCUGCAGGAUCUCCCCGCUGCUGGAGGCGCCUGAAGCGGCUGCAGGAUGUCAGACUCUGCGUCCAGCUUCCUCCACAUCGGAGACAUCGUGUCUCUGUACGCGGAGGGUUCGGUGAACGGCUUCAUCAGCACGCUGGGGUUGGUGGACGAUCGCUGCGUCGUGGAACCGGCUGCUGGUGAUCUGGAGAACCCGCCCAAAAAGUUCAGAGACUGCCUGUUCAAGGUGUGUCCGAUGAGCCGGUACUCGGCGAAGCAGUACUGGAAGGCCAAGCAGGCCAAGCAUGAGAAGGACAAGAUCGGCGACGUGGUUCUGCUGCAGAAGCUGCAGCACGCAUCCAACCUGGAGCAGAAGCAGAAUGAGACGGAGAACAGGAAGGUCCAUGGAGACAUCGUCAAAUACGGAACCGUCAUCCAGGUAAUCCACAUGAAGAGUAAUAAAUCUGACGGUGAACAAGCGUCUGCCGCUGCUGGAGAGAACGCCAUGCGCGUCACGCUGGACGGGACGGGGAACGAGGGAUCCUUCUUCAUCCAACCAUUCUGGAAACUCCGGGCCAACGGAGACAACGUGGUUGUGGGAGAUAAAGUCAUCAUGAACCCGGUGAACGCCGGCCAGCCGCUUCACGCCUCCAACUACGAGCUCAGCGACCAUCCAGGCUGCAAGGAGGUCAACUCUGUGAACUGCAACACGAGCUGGAAGAUCAACCUGUUCAUGAUGUUCAGCGACCACCGAGAGGAAGUCCUGAAAGGAGGCGACGUCGUCCGACUGUUUCACGCCGAGCAGGAAAAGUUUCUGACCUGCGACGAAUACAAGAGCAAGCUGCACGUUUUCCUGCGGACGACUCUGAGGCAGUCGGCCACGUCGGCUACCAGCUCCAACGCCCUGUGGGAGGUCGAGGUCGUCCACCAUGACCCCUGCCGCGGGGCGGGGCAUUGGAACAGCCUGUACAGGUUCAAACACCUGGCGACAGGAAACUACCUGGCUGCCGAGGAGAACCCGGGGUACAAAGGGGACAACCCUGAGCUGUCAUCCUCGAUGGACGCCAGCCGCAGCAGCAAGCGUUUCCAUGGCGAACGGAUCAAGUACAAGCUGAUGGUGGUUCCCCACGGCAACGACAUCGCCUCGCUGUUCGAACUCGACCCGACGACCCUGCAGAAAACCGACUCCUUCGUCCCGCGGAACUCCUAUGUGCGGCUGAGACAUCUGUGCACCAACACCUGGAUCCAGAGCACCAACGUUCCCAUCGACAUCGAUGAGGAGCGGCCCAUCAGGCUCAUGCUGGGAACCUGCCCCACCAAGGAGGACAAGGAGGCCUUCGCCAUCGUCUCCGUUCCUGUCAUGGAGAUCCGCGACCUGGACUUCGCCAACGACGCCAGCGCCAUGCUGGCCACCGUGGUGGAGCAGUUCAACUCCGGCUUCAUCACCCAGAACGACCGCCGGUUCGCCAUCAAGCUGCUGGAGGACGUGGUUUUCUUCGUGGCCGACGUGGCCAACAGCGGCCAGCCGGUUCUGGACGUGGUCAUGUCCAAACCCAACCGGGAACGGCAGAAACUGAUGAGGGAGCAGAACAUCCUGAAGCAGAUCUUCGGCAUCCUGAAGGCUCCCUUUAAGGACCGCGGUGAGGACGACGGCCCGCUGCUGCGUCUGGAGGAGCUGGCCGACCAGAAGAACGCGCCGUACCAGUACAUGCUGCGGCUCUGCUACCGGGUGCUGAGGCACUCCCAGGAGGACUACCGCAAGAACCAGGAACACAUAGCGAAGCAGUUUGGAGUGAUGCAGAGUCAGAUCGGCUACGACAUUCUGGCGGAGGACACCAUCACCGCUCUCCUCCACAACAACCGCAAGCUGCUGGAGAAACACAUCACCAAGACGGAGGUGGAGACGUUCGUCAGCCUGGUGCGCAAGAACCGGGAGCCGCGGUUUCUGGACUACCUCUCUGAUCUGUGUGUCUCCAACAACGUGGCGAUUCCCGUCACCCAGGAACUGAUCUGUAAAUGUGUGCUGGACCCCAAAAACCAGGACAUUCUCAUCAAGACGGAGCGGCGGGUCCCAAAAGAGGCUCAUCCUGGAGCCGUUCAGGGAGAAUAUCUGGGGAUGGACGAGUACGGCGACGAGGACGAGGUCUGGCUGAUGUGGACGGAUAAGACCAACGAGAAGCAGGACAAGAGCAUCCGCCAGCUGGCCCAGGAAGCCAGACAAGGAAACGCUCACGAUGAAAACGUCCUCACCUACUACAGGUACCAGCUGAAGCUGUUUGCUCGGAUGUGUCUGGACCGGCAGUACCUGGCCAUAGACGAGAUAUCCAAGCAGCUGGACGUGGAGCUCAUCUUCCUCUGCAUGAUGGACGAGACGCUGCCCUUUGACCUCCGGGCUUCUUUCUGCCGCCUCAUGCUGCACGCACACGUCGACCGAGACCCUCAGGAACUCGUGACGCCGGUGAAGUUCGCCCGACUCUGGACCGAGAUCCCGACCUCCAUCACCAUCAAGGAUUAUGAUUCCAACCUGGACGACAGCAGAGACAACAAGAAGAACCGUUUUGCGAACACCAUGGUGUUCAUGGAGGAGUACCUGAACAACGUCCUGAACGAUGAGCUUCCGUUCCACAACGAGGAAAAAAAAAAACUCACCUACGAGGUGGUGAGUUUAGCCAGACAUUUGAUCUACUUUGGUUUCUAGUUCUUUGAGCUGCUCAGACUCACCAGGACUCUGCUGGGCAUCAUUGACUGCAAACCCAACCCGACACACACCGGCAUCCCGUUUCAGGAGGAAAGCUCAGGGAGAAACGUGAGGCGCACCAUCCAUGGGAUGGGCCAGAUGAUGUCCACCAGUCUCAACCGGAGGCAGUCCACGUUCAGCGGCGCCGGGCCGAGGGGGGCCGGGUUCGUGCUGGAAGGACAGAGAGGCAGCAAGGAUUCCAUCGACAAUCUGGAUCUAACGGUGAUGGACACCAAGCUGAAGAUCCUGGAGAUUUUACAGUUCAUCCUGAACGUGCGGCUGGACUACCGUCUGUCCUUUCUGCUGUCCGUCUUCAAGAAGGAGUUCCUGGACGUUUAUCCCAUGGCUGAAGCUGACGCCACCACCAACGUGGAACAAGCAGCCACCGUCAACCUGCAGCAGAUCGGCGACCAGGCGGAGGCCAUGUUUGGAGUCGGGAAGAUGAACAGCGUCCUGGAAGUGGACGACGAAGGAGGCCGGAUGUUCCUGCGGGUCCUGAUCCAUCUGACGAUGCACAACUACGCCCCUCUGGUGUCCGGAGCGCUGCUGCUCUUCAGGCACUUCAGCCAGAGGCAGGAAGUGCUGGACACCUUCAAACAGGUGCAGCUGCUGAUUUCCACGCUGGACGUGGAAAACUACAAGCUGAUCAAAGCCGACCUGGAUCGGCUCCGCACGCUGGUGGAGAAGUCGGAGCUGUGGGUGGAGAAGAAGAGCUCAGGUGGAGGAGACGGGAAGAAAGACAAGAAGGAGAAGGUGGAGGGGGCGUCAGAGGACCCAUCGCCAAAGAAAGAGAAGCAGCAGACAGGAAACGAGAACUACCAGAACGUCAAAGAGAUUCUGGAGCGGCUCAAUAAAAUGUGCAGCUCUGGAGCCUUGAAGAAGCAGCAGCGGCUGCUGAAGAACAUGGGAGCUCAUAAAGUCAUGCUGGACCUGCUGCAGGUUUCCUACGACAAGAACGACGUGAAAAUGCAGGAGAUCAUCAGAUUCACUCACAUGUUUCUGCAGAAGUUCUGCCUGGGGAACCAGGAGAACCAGGCGCUGCUGCACAAGAACCUCAGCCUGUUCUGAACCCCGGGGCUGCAGGAGGCUGAGACGGUGCAGCACAUCUUCAGCAACAACUACCAGCUGUGCAGCGAGAUCUCGGAGAGCGUGCUGCAGCACUUCAUCCACUGCCUGGCGACGCACGGACGCCACGUCCAGUACCUCAACUUCCUGCACACCAUCAUCAAGGCCGAGGGGAAGUACGUCAAGAAGUGCCAGGACAUGAUAAUGACCGAGCUGACCAACGCCGGCGAGGACGUGGUCGUCUUCUACAACGACAAGGCGUCGUUCAACGCCAUGCUGGAGCUGAUGGCCCAGAGCAGGGAGGGAGUCGGGGAGAACAGCCCGCUCAGGUACCACAUCUCUCUGGUGGAGCUGCUGGCCGCCUGCGCCGAGGGCAAGAACGUUUACACCGAGAUCAAAUGCACGUCGCUGCUGCCGCUGGAGGACGUGGUCCGGGUCGUUACGCACGAGGACUGCAUCACCGAGGUGAAAAUCGCCUACGUGAACUUUGUGAACCACUGCUACGUCGACACCGAGGUGGAGAAAGAAAUCUACAUCCACAUCUGGAAGCUGUUUGAGGAUUUCACCGUGGACAUGGCGCGGGUUUGCAACAAGCGCGAGAAACGACUCACCGACCCGGUUCUGGAGAAAUACAUCAUCAACGUGGUUUUUGACACCAUCACCGCCUUCUUCAGCUCUCCGUUCUCUGAGAACAGCACGUCUCUGCAGACUCAUCACACCAUCGUGGUCCAGCUGAUGCAGUCGUCCGUCAGGCUGCUGGAUUGUCCCUGGCUGCUGCCGCUGCACCGCGGUCAGGUGGAGGCCUGCAUCAAGACGCUGUCGCUGACAGCUAAGAACCGCUCCAUCUCCCUCCCUCUGGAGCUGGAGGCCAUGAUCAACAACGUGUUGUCCAGCUUGGCCACGAACACCCUGAACCGCUCCGCCUACAAGACGCCGACCCGCAGCGCCAGGCCCGUCCCCUUCGACUACAAGAACAUCAUUGAGAAACUGCAGGACAUCAUCAACACGCUGGAGGAGCGUCUGAAGCCGCUGGUCAACGCGGAGCUGUCGGUGCUGGUGGACGUCCUGCACCAGCCGGAGCUGCUGUUCCUGGAGGGAAGCGACGCGCGGCAGCGCUGCGAGUCCGGCGGCUUCAUCUCCAAACUGAUCCAGCACACCAAGGCGCUGAUGACCUCAGAGGAGAAGCUGUGCAUCAAAGUGCUGAAGACGCUGCAGCAUAUGCUCAUCAGGACCCUGGACUUUGAUGACAAGGGAAUGCUGCUGCGUAAGGUUCUGCUGCAGAACUACCUGUUCUCCAACAGGAAGGGCAACCAGAAGAACGACCUGGCUGACCUGGGAGCCGCAGGUGGCGAACAGGAGCGCGACUGGGCAGCGGUGGCGGCCAUCCAGUGCCGUCUGGACCGGGAAGGAGGAACGAAGCUGUUCACCGACCUGGUGAUGAGCUCCAAGAACGACAAGAUCUUCCUGGAGAGCAUCCAGCUGGCCAUCUGUCUGCUGGAGGGAGGCAACACGGAGAUCCAGAACUCCUUCUACAAACUGAUGAUGGGCGACAACAAGUCGGAGAAGUUCUUCAAGGUUCUUGAUGACCGGAUGAAAGAAGCUCAGAUGGACAUUAAGGCGACGGUUUCUGUAAACGUUGGUGAAAUGACGCACAAGGCCAACGAGAAGGAGCUGGAGGCCGGAGGACUUCCUCUGAUGGUCCACGGUCAAAGCAUCGCCCCGGUAACAGCCGCCAUGUCCACCCAGCAGGCAGAGGAGCAGCGGGAGGCGGAGAUGGAGAUGGGACCAGCGGUCACCAUCAUGAAGCCCAUCCUGAGGUUCCUGCAGCUGCUGUGUGAGAACCACAACUACAACCUGCAGAACUUCCUGCGUUGCCAGAACAAUAAAACCAACUACAACCUGGUGUGUGAGACGCUGCAGUUCCUGGACAUCAUGUGUGGAAGCACCACCGGCGGACUGGGCCUGCUGGGCCUCUACAUCAACGAAUCAAACGUCCACCUGAUCAUCCAGACCCUGGAGACGCUCACAGAGUACUGCCAGGGCCCCUGCCAGGAGAACCAGACGUGCAUCGUGACUCACGAGUCCAACGGCAUCGACAUCAUCACGGCGCUGAUCCUGAACGACAUCAGCCCGCUCUGUCGGUACCGGGUGGAGAUGGUUCUGCAGCUGAAGGACAACGCCUCCAAGCUGCUGCUGGCGCUGAUGGAGAGUCGUCAUGACAACGAGAACGCAGAGAGGAUCCUGUUCAACCUGCGACCGAGGGAGCUGGUGGAGGUGAUCAAGAAGGCGUACCAGCAGGACAGCGAGUGUGAGGAGGAGGAGCAGGUGGAGGGGCAGGAGGAGGUGGAGGUGUCGCCGCGGGAGGUGGGACACAACAUCUACAUCCUGGCCCAGCAGCUGGCGAGACACAACAAAGUUCUGCAGAACCUCCUGAAGCCGCCCAAGAACAGCAAGGAGGGCGAGGAGGGCAUCUCCUCCAUGCUGACCCUGCAGAGCCGUCCUCUGUCCCAGAUGUUGAAAUCUUCGGCUCCAGCUGAGGUUGUGGAUCAGGAUCCUCUGGAAUACUACGACCAGCUCACGGCUCAGAUCGAGAUUGUGCGUGAGGACCGCAGCAUGGAGCAGAUUGUGUUUCCUGUUCAUCCCAUCUGCGAGUUUCUCACCGAGGAGUCAAAGGUCAGAGUCUUCAACACCACCGAGCAGGACGAGCAGGGGUCGAAGGUCACGCACUUCUUUGAGCAGACGUCAUUCCUGCACGGAGAGAUGGAGUGGCAGAAGAAGCUGAGGAGCAUGCCGGUUCUGUACUGGUUCUCCAGGAGGAUGACUCUGUGGGGAACCAUCUCCUUCAACCUGGCCGUCUUCAUCAACCUCAUCAUCGCCUUCUUCUACCCCUACGACUCUGGCCAGGGAGCGAUCGACGACUCCAUGCUGCUGAUGCUGUUCUGGAUCCUGACCGGGCUCUCCGUCCUGGGCUUGUUCUCCAAGCAGUACGGCCUGCAGCCGCUGACGCUGGCGCUGAUCCUGCGCUCCAUUUACCACCUGGGCAUCAGAAACACGCUCAUCCUGCUGGGAUCGCUCAACCUCAUCAAUAAGGUGGUGUUUGUCGUGAGCUUUGUGGGGAACAAUGGAACCUUCAUCAUGGGCUACAAAGCCAUGGUGAUGGAUGUGGAGUUCCUGUACCACCUGGCCUACGCCCUCACCUCCACCCUGGGCCUCUUCGUCCAUGAGCUCUUCUACAGCAUCCUGCUGUUUGACCUGAUCUACCGGGAGACGCUGUUCAAUGUGAUCAAGAGCGUGACCCGGAACGGGCGCUCCAUCCUGCUGACGGCGCUGCUCGCCCUCAUCCUGGUCUACCUCUUCUCCAUCCUGGGCUUCCUGUUCCUGAAGGAGGAUUUCAUCAUGGAGGUGGAUCCGCUGCGGCAGCUGACGGCAGACCCUCAGCACAGCGAGGCGGCGCAGGACUUCCUCAAGUCGUGCUCCACAGACGGAGUGAGCUGCACCACCGAGACCAGCGUGGAGACGGAGGAGGAAGGGGAGCCCAGCACAGAGCGGGCCUGCGAUACGCUGCUCAUGUGCAUCGUCACCGUCCUGAACCACGGCUAGAACGGGGGAGGCGUGGGAGACGUCCUCCGUAAGCCAUCCAAAAACGAGCCGCUGUUCCCGGCGCGCGUCGUCUACGAUCUGCUCUUCUACUUCAUCGUCAUCAUCAUCGUCCUCAACCUCAUCUUCGGCGUCAUCAUCGACACGUUCGCCGACCUGCGGAGCGAGAAGCAGAAGAAGGAGGAGAUCCUGAAGACCACAUGCUUCAUCUGCGGUCUGGAGAGAGAUAAGUUUGACAACAAGACGGUGUCGUUCGAGGAGCACAUCAAGCUGGAGCACAACAUCUGGAACUACCUGUACUUCAUCGUUCUGGUCCGGGAGAAGAACCAGACGGAUUACACGGGUCCAGAGAGCUACGUGGCCCACAUGAUCAAGAACAACAACCUGGACUGGUUCCCACGGAUGCAGGCCAUGUCUCUGGUGGUAACCGACGGAGACGGCGAGCAGAACGAGAUGCGGAUGCUGCAGGACAAGCUGGUGUCGACCAUGAAGGUGGUGACGACGCUGACGGGCCAGCUGAACGAGCUGAAGGAGCAGAUGACGGAGCAGAGGAAGAGGAAGCAGAGGAUGGGCUUCGUGGACGUCCAGGCCGGAGCGAGUGGCGGCGUGCCGCCGAGCGCCGCUGGAGGAAACCAUCAGAUCUACAAACCCUAGAGAGACUGAAUAGCAUCUAGCUGGACUGAUGCUGCAGGAGCACACACACACACACACACACACACACACACACAGACACACACACACACACAGAGACACUCUGUUCUGAUGUGUAAAACCUGCUGAGUUGUAAAGAUCAGCAGCAGAUUGAACAGUUUGUGCUUCAGUUUGUGCUGCUUUUUCUCAUAAAUUAUUGUGAUGCAUUAAAGGACCUUCAGAGGCUGGAGGUCCGGUCCAGACACUGAAGGAGGUUCUGUUCGGUCCGAGUGGAAGGAUACUGAUCGUUAAUAAACUAAAAUCUGUUUUAAUGUAGAAACAAAAAGCCGUGAAAGUUGUUUAGGAAAAGGAAAGUUGUGUGUUUAGAUCAGAUGUUGAAAUAAAAUCCGUUGCUGUUCUCUAAUUAAACUGCGUUGAGUUUUUACUGAGUUUCUAUAAAUAUCGUUAUUAUUGCAGAGUUCAGACAGAAAGCAGCCGAUGUGGCCCAGACGACCGUGAACAAGCUGCGGCGCCGGACCCACAGCGGCGCGGUGGUCCCGCCGGGUCCGCCAGGUCUGGUCUGCCGGGUCUGGGUCUGCCAAGUCCAGGUCUGGGUCCGCCGGAUCCGGGUCUGCCGGGUCCACCGGUCUGGGUCCUGCCGGGUUUGGGUGUGCCAAGUCCGGGUCCGGGUCUGCCGGGUCUGGGUCCUGCAGGGUCUACGGUUCACAUCCACCAGCUGACUGAGUUUCAUCCUGAUUGUUGAUUUAAACUGUUUGCUCGUCGUAAUAAAUCUUUAUUUUCCCUGUUUGUGAAUCUGAUGGUUCACAGGUCCAUUAUGUUACACAUUAAA
Messenger RNA from Poeciliopsis prolifica (blackstripe livebearer), 9262 nucleotides. Its product is annotated as inositol 1,4,5-trisphosphate receptor type 3-like. Gene Ontology annotation, biological process: calcium ion transmembrane transport. Lineage: Eukaryota; Metazoa; Chordata; Actinopteri; Cyprinodontiformes; Poeciliidae. Gene Ontology annotation, molecular function: inositol 1,4,5-trisphosphate-gated calcium channel activity; inositol 1,4,5 trisphosphate binding. Gene Ontology annotation, cellular component: endoplasmic reticulum; membrane. The record is from RefSeq and is a predicted model, not a curated record.